AUGGGGUCCUUUUUUAUUGUUUUGCCUUGUUUUGCCCUUCACUUGUUCUUUGUGCUGCUGCUUACUCACUUUACUUCACACACUUUGUCAUUCUGCAACCAACAUGACAGCUCUGCUUUGUUACAUUUCAAAAACUCAUUUUCUGUCAACACUUCAUCUCAACUUGAUAUUUGUUCCUCUACUUCUUUCAAGACAAAAUCUUGGAAAAACGGUACGGAUUGUUGCAAGUGGGAUGGUGUCACGUGUGACACUGAAUCAGAUUACGUGGUUGGUUUGGACCUCAGUUGCAACAAUUUGAAAGGUGAAUUACAUCCCAAUAGCACUAUCCUCCAGUUAAGACACCUUCAACAACUCAACUUGGCUUUUAAUAAUUUUUCUGGGUCUUCAAUGCCUAUUGGUAUUAGCGAUUUAGUGAAUAUCACACAUCUAAAUCUAUCAUACUGUGACCUCAAUGGUGACAUUCACUCCACAAUCUCUCAUUUGUCAAAAUUAGUAUCUCUUGAUCUUAGCGGUUACUCGUACGAAAAAGUGGGAUUGAAACUCAAUUCGUUCACUUGGAAGAAACUCAUUCAUAAUGCUACUAAAUUAAGGGAUCUUUAUCUAAAUGGAGUGAACAUGUCUUCAAUUGGAGAGAGCUCUUUGUCAAUGCUAAACAAUUUGUCAUCCUCUUUGGUUUCUCUUCAUCUAGCAAACACUGGUUUGCAAGGAAAUUUGUUAAGUGACAUACUCUCUUUGUCAAAUCUUCAAAGACUAGAUUUGUCACAUAAUCAAGACCUUAGUGGUCAACUUCCAAAAUCCAACUGGAGCACUCCUCUAAGGUACUUGUACCUCUCUCAUACUGCUUUCUCAGGAGAAAUCUCCUAUUCCAUAGGUCAAUUAAAGUCUCUUACUCAUUUAGUCCUUUCAUUUUGCAAUUUUGAUGGGAUGGUUCCUCUAUCUUUGUGGAACCUCACUCAACUAACAUAUUUGGAUCUUUCAAAUAAUAAACUUAACGGGUUCAUUGGUGAGUUCUCAACAUAUUCUUUGAAGUCUUUGUAUCUCUCUAAUAACAACCUACAAGGCCAUUUUCCAAAUUCAAUAUUUGAACUCCAAAAUCUUACCGCCCUAGAUUUAUCAUCAACAAACUUGAGUGGUGUUGUGGAUUUUCACCAAUUUUCAAAAUUAAACAAACUAGGGUAUCUCGAUCUUUCACACAAUACUUUUCUUUCUAUCAACACUGAUAGCAUUGCUGACUCCAUCUUACCCAACCUUUUUUCAUUAGAUUUAUCUUAUGCUAAUAUUAAUAGUUUUCCUAAAUUCCAAACACGAAAUCUUCAAAGAUUAGAUCUCUCCAAUAACAACAUUCAUGGAAAAAUUCCCAAAUGGUUUCAUAAGAAGCUCUUAAACACAUGGAAUGACAUUUGGUACAUUGAUCUUAGUUUCAACAAAUUGCAAGGAGACAUUCCAAUUCCAUCUUAUGGCCUUCAAUACUUUUCGCUCUCAAACAACAACUUCACAGGAGACAUUUCUUCAACAUUCUGCAAUGCAAGUACCCUUAAUUUGCUUAAUUUGGCUCACAACAAUUUGACAGGUAUGAUUCCACAAUGCCUAGGAACAUUAACUUCUCUUAAUGUAUUGGAUAUGCAAAUGAACAACCUCUAUGGAAGCAUUCCUAAAACCUUUUCCAAAGGAAAUGCAUUUCAGACUAUAAAGUUGAAUGGAAACCAAUUGGAAGGACCAUUACCACAGUCUUUGUCUCACUGUUCAUAUCUUGAAGUUUUGGACCUUGGUGACAACAACAUAGAGGAUACAUUUCCCAGUUGGCUUGAAACUCUACAAGAGUUACAGGUACUCGUUUUACGAUCUAAUAAUCUUCAUGGAGUAAUCACUUGUUCUAGCACCAAGCAUCCAUUUCCUAAGUUGAGAAUUUUUGAUGUCUCUAACAACAAUUUUAGUGGCACCUUGCCAACAUCAUGCAUCCAGAACUUUCAAGGAAUGAUGAAUGUGGAUGAUAGCCAGAUUGGUUUGCAAUACAUGGGCACGGACAAUUACUACAACGAUUCUGUGGUGGUCAUAGUGAAAGGUUUUUCUAUGGAGCUAACAAGGAUAUUGACUACUUUCACAACUAUUGAUUUAUCAAAUAACAUGUUUGAAGGUGAAAUUCCACAAGUCAUUGGAGAGUUAUAUUCUCUCAUUGGACUUAACCUUUCAAAAAAUGGAAUCACGGGUAGCAUUCCACAAUCUUUGAGUCAUUUGAGAAAUUUGGAGUGGUUGGACCUCUCAUGCAACCAAUUGACGGGAGAGAUUCUUGAGGCUUUGGCAAAUUUGAAUUUCCUUUCUUUCUUAAACCUUUCACAAAACCACUUUAAAGGAAUCAUACCUACAGGUCAACAAUUUAAUACAUUUGGAAAUGAUUCCUAUCAAGGGAAUACAAUGUUGUGUGGAUUGCCAUUCUCUAAUUCAUGCAAAAAUGAGGAAGAUCUGCCACAACAUUCAACAUCUGAAGAUGAAGAAGAAUCAGGAUUUGGCUGGAAAGCGGUAACAAUCGGAUAUGCAUGUGGUGCAAUAUUCGGGUUGCUCUUGGGAUAUAAUGUAUUCUUCUUCACUGGAAAACCCCAAUGCCUUGCAAGACAUGUUGAACGUAUGUUUAACAUAAGAUUGAAAAGAACAAUCAACAGAGCAACCGCAAAUCGCCGAAGAAUGAAUUAA
Medicago truncatula (barrel medic) is the source of this 2688-nucleotide messenger RNA. RefSeq names its product receptor-like protein Cf-9. NCBI's taxonomy places the organism in Eukaryota, Viridiplantae, Streptophyta, Magnoliopsida, Fabales, Fabaceae. The coding region runs from base 1 to 2688 and encodes 895 amino acids. Gene Ontology annotation, molecular function: protein binding. The transcript has 3 exons. The record is from RefSeq and is a predicted model, not a curated record.